Messenger RNA from Funneliformis geosporum, 375 nucleotides. The record is from the annotation of a GenBank genome assembly. Lineage: Eukaryota; Fungi; Glomeromycota; Glomeromycetes; Glomerales; Glomeraceae.
AUGCCUAGAGAUUCUCAUUCCUCCCCUAUCAAGCCGCCCACCCUUCCCUUUCCUCCCGUCUUAACUAUAGAUGAACUCCUUGCAAAUGCUGUCAAGUCUAAGAAACCUAAAGUGAUUAUCCCAAACUCUUUCAUCAUUUACAGAAUGUCAUUGCAUAGAGAGUAUCGUAACAAGCAAAUGAAGUUACCAUCAAUGAAGAAACUUUCAAAGAUUGCUAAAUCUUCUUGGAAUAAAGAAUCACAAAUUGUAAAGAAUGAAUACAUCAAGCUAGCCAAAGAUGCCAAAACUUUGUACGACGAGAGGAAGAAGGUUGGAGCGAGUCAUGUCGAUCAUUAUGAAGUAACCUUGGAAGCACCCAACGAUUCUUCCGAAUGA